Molecule: messenger RNA, 792 nt
Organism: Medicago truncatula (barrel medic)
Lineage: Eukaryota; Viridiplantae; Streptophyta; Magnoliopsida; Fabales; Fabaceae
Product: protein MAIN-LIKE 1-like
Exons: 2
Coding region: 1-792 (263 amino acids)
Biological process (GO): meristem development; meristem maintenance
Source: RefSeq, a predicted model, not a curated record
AUGACAAUCACACUUGAUGAUGUGGCCUCUUUGCUGCAUAUCCCCAUUGACGGCAUGCUCCUGUCCCACGGGUCCAUACCACGGGAAGAGGCGGUGGAAUUGAUGGAGGAGUAUUUCGGGUCUGAUACGGGUGAUGCUCUUAUUAAGGUCGACAAGACCAAAGGUGCACAUUGCAGAUUUAGCUACCUGGAGAGGAUAUUCAAGGAUCGUUUAAAGGAGCAGAGGGAUUUGGCGGCCGAGUAUGGUGUGACUGAGGAGCUGCAGAGGUUACGGGAUCAGGCUGUUCGCAUAUAUUUGCUAUACUUGGUGGAGAUCACGAUCUUCAGUGACAAAAGCCAGUGGGUUGUGGAUGUUGUCUACUUGGAGUACUUUAGAGACCUUGAUCUUGUUGCUGGUUAUUCAUGGGGAGCUGCUUGGGUGUUUCAUCACUUUCCAGGUAUGAGAAGCAAAUAUGUCUGGGAACGAUAUGUAGAGAAUAUUGAUCCACGCGCGAUGCUUUUUUUACCACUAUCUGGUUUAGGCAUAGUGGACAACUACAUAAACUAUCUGGAUGCGCUGGAUUUGACGAGGGUUGUCAUUGCCCCAUAUGGAGAGCACCGUCAGGCACGUCAGUUUGAGCGGGUCAGCCUUUACUCUGGAUGGCUGAGAUGCGAAGAGCGCAUGGUGAGAUAUCUGCCUGAGAUGGUGCUUCGUCAGUUUGGGUGGGUUCAGACCAUACCGAGACAUCCUGUUCAGAAUGCACCUUUUGAUGUUAACUUGGCGGAGAUCACAAACCGCUUUCAGUGCACUUGA